AUUUUCUCAAAUUACUCCUUUUCAGAUAAGAACAGGUGAGAAUUAUCCAAUAUGUGUUUGUUAUCUUUUUUAAGAAUUUAAAAGGGUUCCUUAUUAAGUUUUUCUUUCUUUUUAAAUCUCAGCUUUGAAAGUGCUUAAAGAAACUGAUACCAACAUGAAAUUCAUCGUUUCAGCUUUAGUUUUGGGAGCUUUCUGUCUUUCCGCUGCUGUUGCAGCCACUGACUGUGAAGAGCAUCGUGAACGAGAACUCAAAUCCGAUUCUAAAGUCAAGUUGGUUCCCAAAUGUACUGAGAAUGGUGAAUACGAUUCCCUUCAGUGUUUCGAGGGAUCACCUUUCUGCAUGUGUUGGAGACCUGAUGGUACACACAUCACUGAUCCUUCUUUAAAAUUGAAGGCCUGUGCUUGCAUCGCUCACAGAGACAGAGUUGUCAAACAACAUUUGAUUGGAAAUUACAGACCUCAAUGUGAAGAGGAUGGUACUUACAGCCGAACACAAUGCCACGGAGGUAUGGGCUACUGUUGGUGCGUGGAUGAGCACGGAAACAAGCUGCCCCACCAGAACCUAAAUGACUGUUAAAACUGUUGUAUAAAUAAAAUCUAUUUUAUAGGCUA
This is a messenger RNA of Parasteatoda tepidariorum (common house spider), 612 nucleotides long. RefSeq names its product U20-hexatoxin-Hi1a. Gene Ontology annotation, cellular component: basement membrane. Gene Ontology annotation, biological process: cell-matrix adhesion. The record is from RefSeq and is a predicted model, not a curated record. Lineage: Eukaryota; Metazoa; Arthropoda; Arachnida; Araneae; Theridiidae.